Molecule: messenger RNA, 855 nt
Organism: Chondrus crispus (carragheen)
Lineage: Eukaryota; Rhodophyta; Florideophyceae; Gigartinales; Gigartinaceae
Product: 3,2-trans-enoyl-CoA isomerase
Exons: 1
Coding region: 1-855 (284 amino acids)
Biological process (GO): fatty acid beta-oxidation
Cellular component (GO): mitochondrion
Molecular function (GO): enoyl-CoA hydratase activity
Source: RefSeq, a predicted model, not a curated record
AUGGUAUCUCAGAGAGGAACUAUCAGUUGUUCUCAGCCAGACUUCCAACUUAUUCGAUUCUCAAUUCCGUUUGACGGAGUCUGUCACAUCCAGCUCAACCGUCCUCCCGUCAAUGCCCUGAACACUGCUUUGUGGUCUGAACUGCAGCAGGCGCUCAAUUAUGCGGAGACCAAGCUUUACCCAGAAACUGCUCGGGUACUUUUGAUUUCGUCUAACGCUCGCGGCUCUAUUUUCUCCGCCGGAAAUGACCUCACAGAAUUACACGUGCCGUCAACCACGGAGAGGCGGUUUAAGAAGUUUUGGACAACGAGCACCUCAUUCCUCGCGCGUUUGUACAAAACGCCGCUGUUCACAAUAUCUGCGAUGCGCGGCGCCACGCCUGCGGGUGGCUUUGUCAUGUCGCUGUGCUGUGACUAUCGCAUUGCAUUGAGCAAUACAAUGAUGGGCCUCAACGAGGUUGCGAUCGGGUUGGCUGUGCCACGAUACUGGGGCCGGCUACUACUCUUGACGAUAUCAAAUCGUGCUCGCGGUGAAGAAAUUCUUGCAAACGGAAAAAUGAUAAACGCAAGUGAAGCGUACAGCCUGGGCCUUGUAAACAAAAUCGUCGACGGUGAUCAAAAAGACCACUUGCAUGAGAAUGCACUUCUCGCCGCACAGCAGUGGGCGAAGCAAAAAGAAACUUAUGGAAGAGCAGACACCAAGCUCUCUGUGCGACAGGAGUUCGCCGACUCUUGGGAGGAAUACGGGGUCCCAGAAUCCGAACGGUCCUGGAAGAUGCUAUCGAAGCCUAAAGUAGUGAAGAUUCUUGGGGCUAUUAUGCACCAGUUGAGCAAGAAGACGAACGCCAAGAUGUAA